This is a messenger RNA of Caenorhabditis briggsae, 1887 nucleotides long. The transcript is spliced from 14 exons. Lineage: Eukaryota; Metazoa; Nematoda; Chromadorea; Rhabditida; Rhabditidae. The coding region runs from base 1 to 1887 and encodes 628 amino acids. The record is from RefSeq and is a predicted model, not a curated record.
AUGGCUCUAUUCUACUACCGAUUCGCACUGGAUUUAGUUUGGGGAGCACAGUUUGCUUUUUUCCUGCUUUUCGUAAUACUUUACUCAUUCUUUACGGAUCAACUUUCGGAUUAUCAAAACUUUAUAUUUUAUAUUUCACUGCCGGCGCUAAAUGUUUCAGCAUGCCGGUCUAUCAUAGUACUAUCAGUAGCGAUUGAGAGAAUAGUGGCCGCCUAUGCCCCAAUCUUCUUUCACAACUAUCGCCACCGAUGUCCAAACAUCAUCAUUCUGAUGCUAGCAGUAAUAUUCGGCUUGACUGAUGACGUGGUUCUAUACGGGUUCUGCGACUUUCAUUUGAAUGUACCUAAAAAUUGUGUUUCUCUUGGUUGUGCAGUAAACCCUUGUUUUUUCAACUACUGGACCACGCACAAAACGGUAAUUUUCGCUAUGAUCUUUUCAUUUUAUUUGCUGUUAUGUAUCAAGUUGUUUAUCAUUAACAAUAUCAUGAAAACUGGGGACACCGAGUUUUCAAGACUCAAUCGUCUAGCUCUUAUUGAUGCUGCCAUUGUUUUUACGUUUAACUUUUUGCCGGAUUUCAUUGCGAGACAAUUUUCAACGGCUCAAUUUUUCAGUCCACUGAACAUUGGUCCGUAUGGAGGAGUUGCAAAAAUAUUUGGAUGUGCCAUUGAAGCAUUUCUAGUUUUUCGAACAAUGCAAAAAAGAAAAGAAUCGAAAAUUGUUGAAAAAACUCAGUCGUUGAAAUCCUUUUGCAUACGUUAUAGAAUGGCACAACAAUCUGAGCAGAUUAAAAUGAAUUUUUCGGCUGUGGCAAUUUCUACAUUGGGAUUUAUAUCCGCUCUUUUCACAUGUUUCAUGAAUAUUAUUCUUCUGAAAAAUUAUAUGAAAAAGAAAAACGACAUGGCUCUUUUCUAUUACCGAUUUGCAUUGGAUGUGAUUAUGGGAGCACUGCUUGCCGGUUUCCUAUUAUUAGCAGUAUUGUAUUCCGCAUUCUCAAAUCAAUUUUCCUAUUUACAAAACCUUAUUUUCUAUUUUUCACUACCAGCGUCAAAUGUAGCUGCAUGCCGGUCUAUAGUCGCACUUACUGUGGCAAUUGAAAGAAUGGUGGCUGCCUAUGCGCCAAUAUUUUUUCACAACUAUCGCCAACAGUUUCCAACUGUCAUUAUUUUGAUGUUAGCAGUGAUAUUCGGCUUGACCGAAGACGCUGUUUUAUACGGGUUCUGCGAUUUCCGUCUGAAUAUGCCUAAAAAUUGUGCUGCCCUUGGUUGUGCCUUAAACCCUUGCUUUUUCAAUUACUGGACCACCCAUAAGGCGACAAUUUUCGUUAUGACUUUAGUGUUUAUUUGGCUGUUGUGUAUCAAACUGUUCAUCAUUAACAAUAUAAUGAAGACUGGUGCAGCCGAACUUUCAAGAGUCAAUCGUCUUGCACUUAUUGAUGCAGCCAUUGUUUGUACGUUUGAUUAUCUGCCCAAUUUCAUUGCCAAACAAUUCUCAACAACUCAAUUUUUCAGCUACGAGAACAUCGGUCCGUAUGGAGCAGUUGCGAAGGUAUUAGGAUGUGCCAUUGAAGCAUUUCUAGUCUUUCGGACAAUGCGGAAAGGGAAAGGAUCGAGAAUUUCUGAAAAUAGCAGAUCAUCUAGUCGGCACUUGAAACAGAAGAACAUAACCAAACCAUUGAAGGCCUCUUUUUCAUAUGUUCUUUUCAUCUGUUUUAAAGAGUUUUGGAAAUCGGUCUCUCGAGUUAUGAUGCUCAGAGCACAAAUGCCAUUGAAGGCCUCUUUUUCAUAUGUUCUUUUCAUCUGUUUUAAAGAGUUUUGGAAAUCGGUCUCUCGAGUUAUGAUGCUCAGAGCACAAAUGGUAUGUUUCGGCAUUUUUGCCAAACUCAGCUGA